UUCAGGCAAAGGGCUCGUAGCUUACUUGCGCUGGGUUGGCAUCAUCUGCUUAUGGUUGGCACACUGUCUUCCUGAGAUGUAGGUUGCCUUCCGUGAUUGCAUAGAAUAGGUUAGAAUAUUGUACAUCCAUGUUGGUUUCACAACUUAGCAGACAAUAGACUCUCGUUAUGUUUAGACAAUACACUGUUAGCCUAUAAUGUCCUAAUAAUAGCAGCCUACAGAGGAGGAGGCGCCGUAGUCUUGGACAGCGUGAUACAGCAUCUUUGCAGAAGGGCAUAUCCAGAGGGACUCCUCAGCAGGACAAAAUGGCUGACAAAAGUGACCUGAAAGCGGAGCUGGAGCGCAAGAAGCAGCGCUUGGCUCAAAUCAGGGAAGAGAAAAAGAGAAAGGAGGAAGAGAGGAAAAAGAAAGAGUCAGAGACACAGCAGAAGGCCGAGGUGGCCCCUGUGGACUCGGAUCUGGACCGGAAGCGAAGAGAGACGGAAGCGUUGCUGCAGAGCAUCGGCAUCUCCCCUGAGCCCCCCUUAGUCCCGACGCCCAUGUCCCCAUCCAAAGUGAGCACGCCCAGUGACACCGGCAGUCAGGACUCUGUGGAUGGUGGAACGGCUGGCAGAUGUAGGGCGGGCAGCAGUGGCUAUAGUAGGUACAAAACUGAGACAAAGAGUGAGAAAAGGACCCUGCAGUGGGACACUGACCCCUCUGUGCUGCAGCUGCAGGCCGACUCUGAGCUCGGGCGUCGGCUGCACCGACUCGGCGCCUCCAAGAUCACCCAGGUAGACUUCCUGCCCCGCGAGGUGGUGUCCUACUGCAAAGAGACCCAGACUCCACUGGCAGCCCAUCAGUCUGAAGCAGAGGAAGAAGAGGAGGAUGAAGAGAUCACAGAGCUCAAAGCUGGCCCAGAGUCUGAGACACAGGAAGAGGAGGACCAGAAGGAGACCAAAGAAGGCCAUCCUCGCGAGCUGACUGAGGAGGAGAAGCAGCAGGUCCUGCACUCUGAGGAGUUUGUCAUGUUCUUCGACCGCAGCAUCAGGGUGAUGGAGCGCGCACUUGCAGAGGACUCCAGCAUCUUCUUCGACUACAGUGGCCAGGACCUGGAGGAUAAGGAGGGGGACUUACAGGGUGGCUCCAGUCUGUCCUUCAGCCGUCUGUUCUACGACGAGCAUUGGUCCAAGCACCGGGUCGUCACCUGUCUGGACUGGUCGCCCCAGUACCAAGAGCUCCUGGUGGCCUCGUACAACAACAAUGAAGACGCACCCCACGAGCCGGACGGGGUGGCCCUGGUGUGGAACAUGAAGUUCAAGAAGACCACGCCAGAGUACGUCUUCCACUGCCAGUCUCCAGUGGUGUCGGUAGGCUUUGCGCGGUUCCAUCCCAACCUGGUGGUGGGGGGCACCUACUCUGGUCAGAUCGCCCUGUGGGACAACCGGAGCCACCGGAGGACGCCGGUCCAGAGGACGCCCCUGUGUGCUGCCGCGCACACACACCCCGUCUACUGUGUGAACGUGGUGGGCACCCAGAACGCCAACAACCUCAUCACCGUCUCCACCGACGGCAAGAUGUGCUCCUGGAGCCUGGACAUGCUGUCCCAGCCGCAGGAGAGCAUGGAGCUGGUGUACAACAAGUCCAAACCGGUGGCUGUGACAGCGAUGGCGUUCCCCACCGGAGACGUGAAUAAUUAUGUGGUUGGAAGCGAGGAGGGAACGGUCUACACAGCCUCUAGACAUGGCAGUAAGGCUGGCAUCUGUGAGAUGUUUGAGGGCCACCAGGGUCCAGUAACGGGCAUCAGUUGCCAUGGCGCUGUGGGCACCGUUGACUUCUCCCACCUCUUUGUCACCUCCUCCUUUGACUGGACUGUCAAGCUGUGGAGCACGAAGCACAACAAGCCACUGUACUCGUUUGAGGACAACGCAGACUAUGUGUACGACGUCACCUGGUCCCCGACACACCCCGCCGUCUUUGCAGCAGUAGAUGGCAUGGGCCGCCUGGACCUGUGGAACUUGAACAAUGACACAGAGGUACCCACUGCGAGUGUGACCGUGGAGGGAGCGCCCGCCCUCAACCGGGUCCGAUGGGCAUCGGGUGGCAAGGAGGUGGCAGUGGGUGACUCAGAAGGCCGAGUGUGGAUCUACGAUGUUGGAGAGACGGCGGCGCCACAUAGUGAGGACUGGGCGCGCUUUGCCCGCACGCUGGUGGAGAUCCGUGCCAACAGGGCGGACGGAGAGGAGGAGGACCCAGCGGAGUUGGCGUCGUAAGUGCGGGCAGCGCUGCCACCACGGACGUCCCUCUGUGCCCCACAACCACCGCUCUCUGUUCUCUUGAUGCCGUGCUACAGAAUCCCCCCAGCACCUGGUCCACAUGUGUGUGUGUGUGUAUAUCUGUGUGUGUGUGUGUGUGUGCUUGCGUGCGUGUGUGUUGUCUUCACUACUUUUCCAUUGCUCUCUCCAAAUAUGAUUGAACAUUCGGAAUAAGGAGAAGCUGCAAGAGCUUACUGUAGUCUCUGUUGUCCUACUGUGCUGUGUCAGUUCAUUUAAAGGUUACAUGCUGGGCCAUCACUGGUGUUUCCUGGCUGCGUUUAAAUCACUAACUGAAAUCAACUAUUUAUUGGCUUGAUUUAUUGAUUUGUUUGUUUCAUUUGCCAAAUGCUAAUGGAACUUAACUGCAUUCGGAAGCAGAGUAUCAGCUCAGGCCAAACAAAUGUUGACUUUAUGUUUUUCAGCCGUGAAGCUUUGGCAUUCAUCCAAACAACCAUGUACAAUUUUAUUAGUUGUUUAUUUAUUUGUGCUGUUUUUAAUGCCACAGAAAAUGGCUUUACGUGUUUACUUAACAUUGUCAUGUGGUAGCCACAUUGUCGUAGAGACGUGGAGGGAGUGAAGUAGCAUGUUUGUCGAGCGAAGCAAAUUAAAUGUGGCUCGAACGGCAGUGUUUUAUCUUAUGUUCUCGUUGCUUGCGUUGUGUGCAUCUCUCUCUGUCUGCAUGGUCCAAUCACACAGAGCAACAGAUACUAUACAGGACUACUAUGUACUCUGGUAUUUAGACAUGCUUUUGAUGUUAAUCCUAAAAUGCUGUAUUGUCAGUGCAAGAAAUGGGCACUGCAAUGACCUUGCUAAGUGGCUAAUAGCUAACUGUCGUCUUAAGCUAAAUCAGGGAGCCAAUGAAAGUUUCCUGAAUUUCUUCUGUGUGAGGAACGUUGUUAACUUAUAUUCUUUUUGUCAUUUUGUUUGAAAAACAAACUGUGAAAUGGUGUGAUGAUGGACUAAGUGCAAUAUGUGAUCCACUGCUACCCUGUAAGUUACUGCCAAUAAAAUAUGGCAAACCCCAAUCCC
Alosa sapidissima (American shad) is the source of this 3323-nucleotide messenger RNA. It is a transcript of the gene dync1i1a, whose product is annotated as cytoplasmic dynein 1 intermediate chain 1. Gene Ontology annotation, cellular component: cytoplasmic dynein complex. NCBI's taxonomy places the organism in Eukaryota, Metazoa, Chordata, Actinopteri, Clupeiformes, Clupeidae. Gene Ontology annotation, biological process: transport along microtubule. The transcript is spliced from 19 exons. Gene Ontology annotation, molecular function: dynein light chain binding; dynein heavy chain binding. The coding region runs from base 306 to 2252 and encodes 648 amino acids. The record is from RefSeq and is a predicted model, not a curated record.